AUGUUUAAUGUUUUUUCAGCAGCUUUUCUAGAUAACACAAAUAAUCUUAAAAAUAUUAACAAACCUAUUAAUAAUAAUUUAAAUAAAAAUAAUACUUUAACAAGAUCUAUUUCUGCAAAUGCAAGUAAUGAAAAUGACAGAACAAAAAACUUAGCAUUGAAAGACAGAUUGGCUACAGUAAGAAAUGUACAAAAUAUAUUAAAUAAAAAAAAUAUAAAUAAAACGGACACUAAUGAAGAUAAAAACAGUAGUAGCAUUAAUUUAAAAAAUAAUAUAGGAAGCGAGGCAAAUAAGCUUCUAUCAACUAAUGAAAAUAACUUGAAUAAAUUUAAAAACUAUUCAAGCGUUGUAAAUGAAAAGCAAAAUGAAGAGCUAGAAAAAAAAUUAAAAAAAAGAAAGAGAAGAAAAAAGCAUGAAAUUUUAAUGGAACGAAUGAAACAAAAAGAACAAGAAAAAAAAAAACAAAAGGAAAAUGAAGAAGAACAAAACAAUUAUGAAGAAGAAGAAUAUGAUGAAGAAGAAGGGGGUGAUGAAGAAAAUGAUGAUGAUAACAAUAACAGAUCUCAAAAAUAUAAUAGGCAAUCAAAAAAUAAAUACGAACAAAAAUUACAAGAAGAAGAGGAAGAACAUGAAGAGGAUGAUGAAGAUGAAGAAGAAGAGACAUAUAAUAAAAAUUAUAGUAAUAAUAAUAAAAAUAAGCAUGAGGAAAAAAGUUUUAAUAAACAAUUUUAUAAUGCUACUACUACUACCACUACUAAUAAUAAUAAUAAUACAAAUAUAAAUAAUGAACCAGGAAUAAAACCAAAAAGAAAAAGAAGAAAAAAAAAAGAGAUGGAAGAGUAUAGAGCACGGCUAUUAAAAGAAAAAAUGCAACAGCAAAAUUCAUUAAAUAAUAUUAUAACGAAAACAAAUAGUUUUAAUAAUAAAAAUGAAAACAAUACACAAGAAGAAAUUAAAGUGAAAAGAAGAAGAGGAAGACCUAAAGCAAGUGAAGUAGCGGCUAUGAACAAUAUGAAUGAUAAGCUAAAACAAAAUGACAUAAGAAAAUAUUAUAGUAGAAAUAGCGAUAAUCAAAUAACAAGAAAAUGGAGUAUAAAUGAAAAAAAUAAAGGAGAAUAUGAAGAAGAAAAUAAAAGUGUUUUUAAAAUAAUUAAAACUUCUAUUCAAGAAAAUACUUCAUUUAUGAAAAAAUCACCAAAUGAAAUUAUACAGUUAGAAAAAAACUUUAAAAAUAAUAUAAAAAAUGGUGUCACAUGUAUACCUUUAAACUACCAAAGUAAAGGAGGAGGAAUGGCAAUUAUUUUAAUUGAUACUGAAACUACAUAUGGUCCUGUAAAAAAUUCUUAUGGAUUUAUGACUUUUCUUGUUUUAGAUUGCCAUUCAAAUAAUUUUUUUAUUGAUACAGGAAUAAAAAACAAUGUUAUUGAAUGUGAAAAGCAUAUGCAAUUGUUAAUUAGCCCAGGUGAUAUAUAUAUGUUUAAAAAUCAGAGUCAAGAAAUUGAAGCUAGAUUAUUAUUAAUUGUAUGUAAUAAAAUGAAACAACCGUUUGAUGCAAAAUUGCACAUAAAAGAUCCUGAAUAUAAUGAUAAAUAA
Molecule: messenger RNA, 1593 nt
Organism: Plasmodium relictum
Lineage: Eukaryota; Apicomplexa; Aconoidasida; Haemosporida; Plasmodiidae
Product: conserved Plasmodium protein, unknown function
Exons: 1
Coding region: 1-1593 (530 amino acids)
Source: RefSeq, a predicted model, not a curated record